UGGAACUGGCUUGAAACCUUCGGCACUGACAAACGUGCAUGUUGGAGCAGAAAGACAGACAAAAAGCCCUCGUGGCCCUGGCUGGCAGAGAAGGGGAGAAGUGAAAAGGGUCCAGUCAACCUCCUUGGGUGAAAAAGUUCUCUAAAGAAAAGGUUUCGGCAAUUAGACAAGCAUGUCGGGAAGAAAGGGCGUUGCGCUCCAGAGGUUCUUGAUUUGGACAGCAUUUCUGUUAAUGGAAGGUUCAAAGUCUCGCUCCGAGGAACUCGUGCCCCAAAUCAUUGGCCACCCCUCCGACCUUGUGGUUCGCUCAGACAAGCCGGCCACCCUGAACUGCCGUGCCACUGGGAACCCGAAGCCCACGAUUGAGUGGUAUCGCAACGGGGAGUAUGUGGAAACUAGCAAAGGGGAUGCCACUUCCCAACCUACUCUUCUGCUCGAUGGGUCUCUCUUCUUCCUCCGUCUCAGCCAGAAAAAGGGAAAAUCAGAUGAAGGGGUGUAUAACUGCGUGGCCAAAAACCACCUGGGCACAGCCAUUAGCAGGAACGCUUCGCUUUACGUGGAAGCUCUGCAGGAAGAGUUUCGGCUCCAUCCCAGUGACUUGGUGGUGACAGCUGAAGAACGUUUGUCAUUGGAAUGUGUGCCACCCAGAGGACACCCUGAGCCUACCAUCUCAUGGAAGAAGAAUGGAGUGCCUAUAAAUGAGGGAAACGGUCAUUAUGAGGUUUCAGGUGUGAAUCUCAUGGUAGCCCAUGCUCUGAAGAGUGAUUCGGGAGCAUACGUUUGUGUGGCCACCAAUCAAGCAGGAGAGAGGACAAGCAGAGCAGCCCUGGUCUCUGUCUUGGAAAAGCCAACCUUCACUCGGCGACCUAAUGAUGUUCGAGCCAGACUUGGCAGCAACGUCCAGUUCAUGUGUGGAAUCCAUGGAGACCCAACACCUGUCAUCCAGUGGCAUAAAGAAAAUGGAGAGUUGCCCUCAGGAAGGUAUGAAAUAAACCAAGAAAACAGCCUUCAGAUUCACCAACUGACAAAAUACGAUGCCGGGAAAUAUGUCUGUAUUGCUCGCAACCAGGUGGGAACUAUCUCUGCCAAGGCAUCUUUAACGGUGCAGGAUCCAUUGGACACUGGCCAGAGGGAGCAGGACAGGCCCAAAGAUGUUCUGAAGGAACUGAAAGAUGCCAGGGUUAACCUGGAGAAUGUCACUGCUGUCCCCUCCGCUCCAGCAGCCCACUUGCACUGGAAGGUCAUCCCCUCCUCCCAACACAUCGAAGGUUAUGUGGUGUCCUACCAUUCUUUGUUUCCUGUGACCACGCACUGGGCUGAAUGGAACGUUCCAGGAGACCACCGUGCCAUCAUUCCCGGGCUUGAGAGAGGCUAUACAUAUGAGUUCAAGGUGCGCCCGUAUUCAGGGCAGGUCCAUGGCUUGGACAGCAAUCUAAGACAUCUCUGGAUUCCAGAAGAAGUGCCAAGUGCUCCUCCUCAGAGCAUCAUCAUAACCACCUUCCAAGAUGGGAACGGCACUGUGAUCAUCCACUGGGAACCUCCUCCGCAUGACACACACAAUGGCAUCAUUAAGGCCUACCAGGUCUGGUUCCUGGGCAAUGAGACUCACCAUGGAUUUAACAAGUCUGUCGAUGGAGGAACACACAGUCUAGAAACGUCAGGCCUAGUUAAUGGGCUAAAAUUCUGUGUGCAGGUAGCAGCGGUCAAUGGAGCAGGCAUUGGAGUGGCCAGCAAUCCUGUCUGCAGUGCUGUAGAGCCUACAGUGGGGAAGAUGGCAAAGACCCCGGACUUCCUGUCCCCCAACGCCAUCUUGGAAGUGGUACGCCAACCUGUCUUCAUCGCCACCAUGGGCUCAGCCCUCUGGAUCAUGCUGAUGGUGUUGGCUAUUUACGUUUGCCAACAGCAAACCAAGCAAUACAGAGCAGGGCGGCAGUAUGCCCUUGGCGAAGGUUUGUACAGGAAUGCCAGUGAUGACACCAUCAUCAAACACAGGAUAGACUCCAGCGAUUCCCCGUGGCUUUCAAACACAUGGAAAUCUACUUCAGGUUCCAAGAAUUACAGCACCAGCAGCAGCUUAAGCAGCCAGCUUCUGUGGCCUGAGCCGAAAGACAGCCAAGAAUUCCACAAGUCCACGUUGUCCUUCGACCGGCAGAGCCAAGGAUCCUACAUCCAAACUGUUCCUUUGGUGCCUGACAGCAGGAGCAGCAGCCUCUAUGGGGCCCUGUAUGUGGAUCUUCCAGCAAAAGACCUGAAAACCUUCUACAGCGCCCCUCUGCCUAACCACUCCCACCCCAGCCUGCACACUGUGGAACAGGGAAGAGCUGGGGACCAGAGGCUCAUGCCUCACUGCAACCAGAACCUGAGACAGGACAAUGGCAAAAUCAGAGGAGGCUCUCGGCAAGGGCCAUGGAAGGCCAAUGGCCCCCUGUCCCCACACCUGAUCCUCCAGGGAUCUUGGGAUAAAAACAGCAAGAAAGAGCUACAACAAGCUCACAGCACACCCAUGCCACCACCUAGCAUUUCACCAGACUGGAGCCACCAUGGCAGCCGGACCAGCAGAAAGCUCCAGAAAAUCCAUGGGCAGACGAAAAAGGUGCAGAAAACAUACAGCUUCCCAAAGUUCUCACACUGGAGUGCCUCACAGAAUGUGGCUGGUCUGUUGCCUCCUCCUCCUCCCGUCCCUCCAGGUUUUCAGGUUCCCCAGGAUAACAGCACCCAGCAAGGGUGUACCUGCACUUGCUACCUGGAUCCUCCUGCGGAUUUUGUGGCCCGGCGGCAGCAGGACAUGGACUCCCUACAGGCAGCCAGUGAGUCCCUGGAAGGGAGUCAAACCUUCCCAACCCUUCCUUAUAGCCACCUUUCUGCAGCCUCGAUCUCAGAAUCUCUCAAUGAUGACCAGGAGACGGUUCUAACCCCGGAGGAAGUGGCUGAAUACCUGGAGCUCAGCGAAGAGGCAGAACAUGAAAGGCAGCAGAACAACGGCACCCCGGCUACUCCUCGCCCUUUCUCUCCACCUCAUACCUACGGCUAUAUUUGCAGCCCGCUGGCCUCAGAGCUGCUGGAGACAGACGCCGCAGGCGAUGACGACCCCAACCUGGUGGAGGGCGGCUGCCGUCCCACCCCAUUCUUCCGGGCUUUCUGCCGGACACCCUCGUCUAGUCUGAGCGAGGAUGAGGCCUCCCUGGGCGGCUCCCUGCUCAAUGGGUGGGGCUCCGUCUCCGAAGACAACGGCACCAGCACACGCUGCAGCCUGGUCAGCUCCUCAGAUGGCUCUUUCCUCAUGGACGCCAAUUUUGCCCAGGCUCUGACUGUGGCAGUGGACAGUUUCUGCUUCGGGCUGACUCAGAGGGAGGUUGACAAGGCACUGACAGACUUUUUGCCUUCCGCAUCUCCUCUUGAUGGACUCCUGCACCCUUCCUCCGAGAGUUCGGAGGCAGCGCAGCCGAAGCCCGGAAUGCAGUCUCUGCCCGUGUGGGAGUGGAGCACAGAUUGGGUAGAUGAGAUGGAAACCAAGUAUACACAGCAGGCUGAGAAUUGGAAUGCUCUCCCAAAGUUGGGAAAAGAAAGGGCAGCUCCACCAAGAGAGACCCGGCUGCUCACUGCUUCCGCCUUGCAAGGAACACAAGGCAAGUGCCGUCGUGGUGGAGGACCAGCCAAUGAUUGGGAUGGGUAG
This is a messenger RNA of Elgaria multicarinata webbii, 3673 nucleotides long. It is a transcript of the gene ROBO4, whose product is annotated as roundabout guidance receptor 4. Gene Ontology annotation, biological process: cell-cell adhesion. The record is from RefSeq and is a predicted model, not a curated record. The coding region runs from base 173 to 3673 and encodes 1166 amino acids. Lineage: Eukaryota; Metazoa; Chordata; Lepidosauria; Squamata; Anguidae. Gene Ontology annotation, molecular function: protein binding. The transcript has 19 exons.